Molecule: messenger RNA, 2164 nt
Organism: Cornus florida
Lineage: Eukaryota; Viridiplantae; Streptophyta; Magnoliopsida; Cornales; Cornaceae
Product: glycine-rich cell wall structural protein-like
Exons: 3
Coding region: 1324-1863 (179 amino acids)
Source: RefSeq, a predicted model, not a curated record
AUGUGAGGAUUUUGAUACUUGGCAUACAUUAUUAACAUAUGCACUACGAAAUGAAGAUUCUAUCUUUUCAUUUUACGGUCUGGUACUUUUGUGACACGUUUGAGUUGAUCAGAUACCUUGGAGGGAAAAAUAAUGGGGGGAUUAAACUUAAAAGAAAUACUAUUUGAGCUAAGGCCCUGGAUUGUUGUUCCCUCCAAGUAGUUUCAAAAUAGGAAAGUUUUAGACGUCUAACUAUUAGAGUAUUCAAUGAAAGCCGACUGCCCGCAAUUAAAAAUUUAAAAUCCAACAUAUCCGCUAAGGUCCCACGCUUGGUAAAGCCUAUUCGUUUCUCCGUGGAUUAUUGGAUUAAGGUUACUUUAUAAUAUAAGGCAAUAAUUAAUUACAUUAACUUAAAUUUAACUUUAUGAACUAAAUAAAAUCUCUCUCUACCAAGGGCUAUCUCUCAAAAUGAAUGGCAAUGGUGGAGGUAUCAAAUGUAUAUAUAUAUAUAUAAAUUAAUACUAUGUCACAUUCGUUUUGUUUUUUUUUUUUUUUUUUAUUUUAAAAUUGUCUCAUCCAUCAUUUUCUUUCUUUCUCCAUCUAUUUCUUUAACGUAAAACUUUAUGUUAAUGCAAUGCAAGUAUAUGAUCGAGAUUGAUUAGAACCUGAAAGCAUAUUCAACUUUUGUAAUAUCUAAAUUGUGAAGAAAAUCAUUUCCAAUAGUUUUAUUAAUUUUAAAAGUAAAAUCAAAUCGUUUGUUUACCAAAUCAAAUCAGACGUAAUUUCCCACUACUACACCUAAUAAAGGUUAAAUAUUAAGGAGUAAAUUUAAAAAAUAUAAAAAUCAUCCCCAUGUCUGCGCACUUGUUCUUAUGCAUAGAUAAAAAUAAAAAUAAAAAUAAAAAUAAUAAUUCUAAGUUUAAGUUUAUGGUUGCUUGUACAUGUCUUAUGCAUGUUAAGUUUAAGUUUAUGCUUGAAAUUAAAUAAAGCACUUUAUUAUGAUGGGCAUCAGGUGAUCCUUCAUCCCGUUCGUUGACCAUUUACAGUUUCGCGUCCAAAGCAGUUGGAGCUUCCUGUAAUCUCUCUCUAUAUCUAAUGCUGAAUAUGAAAAAAUAUAUAUUUAUUUUCGAUCCGUUCAUUUUGACUAACUACUAUUUCGCAGCCCAAGCAAUUGGAGCUUAACCCCUCUCUCUCUCUCAAAUCAAUAUAGAAAAAAUGUGUAUCUAUAUAUAUACAUAUAUAUUUAGGUUCCCUCCAUCCAUUUCCAUUCUAACUACAAAUUCGCGGCCGAAGCAGUUGGAGCUUCUCAAGGAGAAACGGUAGUAACAGUUUUGUAUUGAAGACAUGAGUGACAGAGGACAUCACGGUCAUGGUGGCGGAGGAUAUCCUCCCGGACAGCAUCCUCCACCAGCUGAAGCAUAUCCUCCACAUGGCCAUCCGCCAGGUGAUUACCCACCAACAGGACAUCCUCCAGAAGGCUAUCCCCCAGCUGGCUAUCCUGGUGGUUCUGACCCAAAUAAUGCAGAUCGUGGCAUUGGGACAAUGCUAAUGGGGGGUGCUGCAGCUGCAGCAGCUGCUUAUGGUGUUCACCACGUUGCCAAAGGACAUAAACACGGACAUAAAGGACAUAAACACGGACAUGGGCAUGGACAUGGACAUGGUUCUGCACCUGCUUAUGCAGCUGCACCUGCUUAUGCAGCUGCACCUGGACCUGGAUAUGGAGCAGCACCCGGAUAUGGAGCCGCACCUGGAUAUGGACAUGGUGUUGCUCACUAUGGACACGGUGCUGGCCAUACACGUGGGCAUGGGAAAUUCAAGCACGGCAAGCAUGGUGGCAAGUAUGGGAAGCAUGGACAUGGAGGGAAGUUCAAGAAGUGGAAGUAAUUUAGUGUUCCUCAACUGAAUGCAUUGACUACGGUUUCUGAUUCUGGUUAUAUGAAUAAGGUAAUGGACAGGACUUCGAUGGAUGUUCAUUACCACACUGUUGGCUUGAUGUAUCAAAAUAAAGUUCCAUUUGGGAUGUUUUUCUUUUUUUCUUCUAUGGUUUAUAUAUUACAUGAAUCAUUUAGGCCUCUUGAAAUUGUAUCCAAGAUGUAUAGUAUUCAUCAAUAUGUAAACAAUAAUUGUUGUUCAAAAUAACUCUAGCUGGCAUUUACCAAAUAAUUAUUUUGGUUGCAUGGUUGUA